AUACACCUAAACAAAUAUAUUUCUUAUCGAAUUUGUAUAUAGAAAACAAUUAAGAGCAGUCAGCCUCAUCCAAUAAUUAUCGAUUAUAUUAGAAUGGAUGAGAUGGAUUCAUGGAGGGCAUUCGACCACCGACGGGAAGAACUAGGGGCCGCGAAAUACGCAGGCGUGGGCUCCUUCCAAUUUCCUACCUUUGUGCUUUAUGUAGCAAAACUGUUUGUGAAAAUGCCGCAGUGGCAGACCCCACUCUAAAUUGUCGUGGAGCGCAGCUCUUGCGAGCUCGUGAUCACCCACCACGCCAUCUAGACUUAGCCCCAUCAAUGGUCCACCACUAUUUGUCUUCUUUUUCUCUCCUAUUGCCCUUUUAUUUUUCCUAAGUUUCUUGGGUUUUGCUCACUAUCACCGACACCAACAUUUUGUUAGCAACCUGAGUUUAAUUGUAAAGUUAAAAACUUCCAUUGUUUGCAAUUUUUUUUUAAAAAGUAGUCUUCAUUGCACACUCUUUUUUCUUUUUAAGAUUGAUCUUUCAGUUUGUUGUAUCUGUGGAAAAGGGGGCUCAUUUUUAUAUCUUGUCACUUCCCAUCCCCUAGAUCCCGAAAUUUUGCUGUAUUGAUUCUAAUUAGUAAUUUUUUCCAAACCCAAAAUGUCUCGUUGAAAGCAGCAGUGUAGUAAAAUGAUAGCAAGCACUAGUUCUGACACUGCAGUUCUACUGCCUCUUAAGAGUCCCACCAUUCGUCCGGAUUUCUUCUCUUUUGUUGGGCUUUGCCUUUGAUUUCGAUUUUGACUCAUUCAGAUAUUCCCCACUCUGCUUUGUAGAGCUUGGUGCUGGCUGUAUUUGGUUUAUGUUUAUGCGUCUCAAAUGAGACUAGAGUUUAGAGAUUAGUUACCUGAUUUUUUAUUUUUCAUUCUGAAGAUUGCUUAACUGUUGAGAAACAGAAGUCCUUUCAUUAAUGGUUUUGAUCGCUUAUAAAAUGUGUUUAAAAGCUACUUAAAACUUGACUACUUGCGUACAUCUCUUGUUUAUCUUUUAGUUGUAAACACCAGAGCCGGUAAUCCUCCUCGAAUGUCUGUUGUAAUUUAUUAUUUCCAAUAUCCAACCCCAUCCAUCUGAAUAGAUGGAAGAAUUAAAAUAUUCCACCAACCACGAUUGUAUUCGCUUUUUCUAUUUACGAAAAAGUGGAACAACAGCAAAGAUCAAAUUACCCCGAGAGAGAGAACGAGAGAGACAAAAUAAGUGGCAACAGUGUCAAAAGAAAGAGCUUUCCAAGGCCUUGGAUACUAUCUGACAAGUCCUGUCUGCCAGAGCUAUAAAGAAACAUUUUUCCCAUUCUUAAAAAAGGGUAAGGAGUAGAAUUAAAAGAGAGAGGAAAAAAAAGGAGGAAGCUGAUUUUCUUUUUCUGCUUUUUAAGGCAGAGGAGGAGAGAGCAAGUGACUGAGAGAAAAAUGGUGAAGAAGUGGAGUUGGGGAGAGCCGUUGCUGCUAGUCAGUAUCUGCAUUUUGGGAUGGAGGAUUAGUUUUAUCAAUGGAGCUACGGAUCCAGGAGAUGUAUCGGCUCUAAAUGCCAUGUAUAGUAGUUUAAACUCUCCUCCAAUUCUAACACAAUGGAGUUCGAGUGGUGGAGAUCCAUGUGGACAAAUUUGGAAAGGCAUUACUUGCUUGGGCUUAAGGGUCACAGAAAUUUCAUUGUCUGGUUUAGGACUUUCUGGAACAAUGGGAUAUCAGCUCUCGAGUUUGACAUCCCUAACUAAUCUAGAUGUGAGUAACAACAAUCUUGGACCUGACAUACCUUAUCAGCUCCCUCAAAACUUGCAAAAAUUAAACCUUGGAUGGAAUAACUUCAGUGGAAGCAUCCCCUAUUCUAUUUCUCAAAUGAGUUUGCUUAUUUCCUUAAACAUGAGCCACAAUCAGCUUCAGAAUCAAGUGAAUGAUAUGUUCUGGAAGCUUUCUUCCCUGGCCAUGUUGGACAUCUCUUUCAAUUUUCUGUCAGGUGCCCUCCCCCAGAGUUUUAGCAACCUUACCAGUCUUAACGCAAUGUUUCUGCAAAACAACCAAUUCAGUGGCACUAUUGAUGUUCUUGCAAAUCUUCCGCUACAAAAUUUGAAUGUCGAGAACAACCAUUUUACUGGUUGGGUUCCUGAACGAUUGAAGAAUAUAAAUAUUCAGGAGGGUGGCAAUUCUUGGAGCUUUGGAUUUGCACCCCCACCUCCACCUGGGACUCCUCCAGCCAACCAAAAUUACAGAUAUCACAAGGCUGGUAACAGUUACAGCCCACUGGGUAGUGAUGCUGCUGGUGGAGGUAGCAAUGGAUCAGGAAUCGGUGGUGGUGCCAUUGCUGGAAUUCUUAUAUCUGUGCUAGUCGUAGGAGCUAUACUAGCAUAUCUUCUUGUAAAGAGAACAUCCAAGAGGCCAUCCACAGACGUAGAAAAGCAAAAGCAUGGGAACUUGCCUAUUGUAUCUCCUGCUUCAAAUGAAGUGCAAGAGAUGAAGCUUGUUCAUACUUCAUCAUCAUUUGAUGCAAAAGAAUUGGAAUCUCCUGCUUUAAUCAAUCUCAAACCCCCACCUAUUGAUCGUCAUAAAUCAUUUGAUGACAAUGAUACAUCAAAGAUACCUGUGGUGAAAAAGACCAAUGUCACUGCUCCAUUAAGUGUGAAAUCAUACUCAAUAGCAGAUCUGCAAAUGGCUACGGGUAGUUUCAAUGUAGAAAACCUUCUUGAUGAGGGAUCACUUGGACGUGUUUAUCGGGCUCAGUUCAACGAUGGGAAGGUUCUUGUAGUGAAGAAAAUAGAUUCAGCUGCCUUCCGUAGAGAAUUGUUGGAAGAUUUCACGGAGAUCGUUGCUAAUAUAUCUCAGCUGCAUCAUCCGAAUGUAACCGAGCUAAUGGGCUAUUGCUCAGAGCAUAGCCUGCAUUUGCUAAUAUACGAGUUCCAUAAGAAUGGGUCACUACAUGACUUCUUGCACAUAUCAGAUGAAUAUAGCAAGCCACUGACUUGGAACUCACGUGUCAAGAUUGCUUUAGGGACGGCCCGUGCUUUAGAGUACCUACAUGAAGUUUGUUCCCCGUCAGUUGUUCACAGAAAUAUCAAGUCAGCCAAUAUCUUAUUAGAUGCCGAAAUGAAUCCUCAUCUCUCCGAUUGUGGUCUGGCUAGCUUUAUAACCAAUCUAGAUCAGGCAUUGGAUCAGCAGACAGGAUCUGGGUACAGUGCUCCUGAGGUUACCAUGUCUGGUCAAUAUACAUUAAAAAGCGACGUAUAUAGCUUUGGAGUGGUGAUGUUAGAACUUCUAAGCGGACGUAAGCCAUUUGAUAGUUCAAGACCAAGGGCUGAGCAAUCCUUGGUUCGAUGGGCUACGCCUCAGCUCCAUGAUAUUGAUGCCUUGACAAAAAUGGUUGAUCCUGCACUGAAAGGGCUCUAUCCUGUUAAGUCUCUCUCAAGAUUUGCAGAUGUUGUAGCUCUCUGCGUCCAGCCUGAGCCUGAAUUCAGACCACCCAUGUCGGAGGUGGUGGAAGCGUUGGUUCGGCUGGUGCAGAGAUCCAACAUGAGCAGGAGAACAUUUGGAAGUGAUCAUGGAUCAUCUUUUAGAACCGAUGAUCUUGAUGCAUGCAAAACAUCUUAACUGGCUUUCUUCUCGCCAAAAAUAAAAUUCUCUUCUUUAAGGAAUUUACGACAAGGAAUGCUUAAUCAUUUGCAUUGAUGUCACAUUGCGAUUUUCACCUUCAUGGACAGAAGCAUGACAAUGUUCUGUAUUUUACGUUCACAUUGCUUUUCGAGCUUUAUGCUGUAUAGUUAACUCAUAGUAUGUGAACCUGGUGGUGCAAUCAAUGAGCUGAGCAGUUAUUUUAGGACCCGCAUCGCAUAAUAGAACCAUUUGAGUCAAUGAUCUUAAUUACUCUA
Messenger RNA from Cucumis melo (muskmelon), 3887 nucleotides. Its product is annotated as protein STRUBBELIG-RECEPTOR FAMILY 7. Gene Ontology annotation, biological process: protein phosphorylation. Bases 1441 to 3609 code for a protein of 722 amino acids. Gene Ontology annotation, molecular function: ATP binding; protein kinase activity; protein binding. The transcript has 16 exons. NCBI's taxonomy places the organism in Eukaryota, Viridiplantae, Streptophyta, Magnoliopsida, Cucurbitales, Cucurbitaceae. The record is from RefSeq and is a predicted model, not a curated record.